Molecule: messenger RNA, 4143 nt
Organism: Cordyceps fumosorosea ARSEF 2679
Lineage: Eukaryota; Fungi; Ascomycota; Sordariomycetes; Hypocreales; Cordycipitaceae
Product: DEAD/DEAH box helicase
Exons: 2
Coding region: 1-4143 (1380 amino acids)
Cellular component (GO): intracellular anatomical structure
Molecular function (GO): ATP binding; protein binding; RNA binding
Source: RefSeq, a predicted model, not a curated record
AUGGUGAAAAAAGGCAAAGCAAAAGCUACUGAGCCUGUCAAAGCUGCCGCCACCCCAGCCUCCACCGCGAAAGACGGAGGCAAGGGCAAGAAGGGCGGCAAACAGGAGGCUGCGAUCCCUGCCGAGCUUGGGCCCGUCGGCCCCCCCAAGCCGACGGUCAAGCAGCUCAUCGGCGGCUCCUCGUGGACGGGCAAGCUGCCGGUGAACCUGCUGAGCGAGUACUGCCAGAAGCAAAAGUGGGAUCGGCCGGACUACGACACGCGCAAGACGCCCGACGGCUUCUCCGUGUUCGUGACGCUGAGCGCCAAGGACCCCAAGACGCAGGUGACGACGCGGCUGGAGCCCUUCAAGAUCCCGCCGACACACAAGCAUCUCAUCUUGCGGGACACGUCCAUCGAGGCCAAGCACGCGGCGGCGACGUACGCGCUCUUCCGCGUCUGCAGCAUGCAGAACAAGCACACGGUGCUGCCGCCGGACCACAAGGCGCUCUGGAAGGACUUUCAGGCGCUCAAGGCGCAGGACGUCAAGGACGGCAAGGGGUGGAUCUACGACUCGGACCCGUUCAAGACGUUCAACGACAGGCAGGAGGCCAAGGCGGCGGCAGAGAAGAAGCGCAAGGAGGCCGAGGCGCUCAAGGCCAAGGCCAAGGAGAUGCCCGGUGCUGCCGGUCUUGUACUUCUGAGCAAUGCGGGAGGUGGGGGGGGAAGCGGUAGCAAUGGCAGCGGCGGCGGCGGUGGUGGCGAUAAGGGAUUCAAUAUCAUGAAGGGGUGGACGAGUGCGCCGGGCGUGGAGAUGGGCCGGCAGACGCGAUCACAGCUGGAGAGCCUCCUGCGCCGUGGCGUCUCGUGGAAUCCGCACGCGGUGCAAAUGUCCAAGGCUCAAAGGGACGCCGUCACGACGGAGCUGUGCAAGAUUGGCUUUCGCAGGAGCCACGUCGCCGAGGCCGUCGAGUACUGCAAGGACCGGGAGGAGACGCUCGAGUGGCUGCUCAUCCACGUCCCCGAGGACGACCUGCCGCGGUGGGCGCUGCCUGAGAAGUACGCCGCCGGCGUGACGAUUGGGACCAACGACCUCAAACGAGACGGCACGAUCCAGCGUCUCUCGCAGAACGGAUACUCGCUCGAGCUGUGCGCGAGGGUGUAUGAUCAGGUCGGCGGCGACGAGGGCAAGACGGCGGAGGCGCUUCAGAAUAUUCUCUUUUCGCGGUCGCAGAGAGGAGCUGAGGGUGAAGAAGAAGCAGAAGAAGAGUCGCUUGAUUUCCUGGAUAUGGGGUCACCAGAGGAGCAGUGGCGUGAGGAAAUGGACAGCUUGGAGGCAAUGUACGGAAACUUGUUCUCAAGAGAGGACGCGGACACUGUCAGGAUUCAGCUCGAGUCGGUGAAGAACCCGCCACACAAGGUGGAAGCUUCUCUGCAAAUUCGGCGAAGCUCAAACUAUCCAAACACGCUGAUCCUCGGCAUCCUUGCCAACCUGCCCUCCUACAUCAAACUGAGCAUCAUUCGCAAAGCUUUGGAAUACAUGGAUUCGUCGCUGCGAGAAGAACCGAUGAAGGUUUACUUGGUACUGGACUGGAUUCAGCAAAACAUCAACGACAUAAUAGAGCACCCUGGGAAGCUGGUCGACAUCUCAGCAGUGUCUUCGGCGGCCUCUGAGCAGAAGCCCAGCGAUGCAGUCAAGUCGAGGAAGAGGCCGCGGACACAUGCCAGACCCAUCAGAUGGAACCCCGAUGCGCGCAGCAAGGAAGCCUGGAUCAGGCGUCAAGAGAACUCGGCGUACAAGGAGAUGCUCGGCAAGAGACAGAGACUUCCCGCGUGGCAGAUGCGCGAAAAGAUUGUCAAGACGGUCACGGACAACCACGUCACCAUCAUCAGCGGUGAGACGGGUUCGGGUAAAUCAACGCAGUCGGUGCAGUUCAUCCUCGACGACCUGUACGAGCAGGGCCUGGGCGACUGCGCCAACAUGCUCGUCACCCAGCCGCGCCGUAUCUCAGCGCUUGGCCUCGCUGACCGCGUUGCCGAAGAACGGUGCGGCCGCGUGGGACAGGAGGUCGGUUAUACGAUCCGCGGCGAGGCGCGACAGUCCAAGGAUACGAGAAUCACCUUCAUGACGACCGGUAUCCUGCUCCGUCGUCUGCAAACGUCUGGCGGGCGCGUGGAAGACGUGGUGGCCUCGCUGGCCGACGUGAGCCACGUCAUCGUCGACGAGGUGCACGAGCGAAGCCUGGAUACCGACUUUUUGCUCAACUUGAUUCGCGAGGUGAUGCGCAUCAAGAAGGACGCCUUGAAGCUGAUCCUGAUGUCUGCUACGCUGGAUGCUGCUUCAUUUAUAAACUACUUUGCGUCCGAGGGGCUGAAAGUUGGCGGGGUCGAGAUCGAGGGCAGGACGUAUCCUGUUGAGAACUACUUCUUGGAUGAUGUCAUCCGGAUGACGGGUUACAAUGCAGAGACUCCGGACGGUGGAUUCAUUGGUGAUGAGCUAAUGGGUAAGAUUAUCCAGAAGCUUGGUCACCGCAUCAACUACAACCUCGUUGUGGAAGCGGUCAAAGCCAUCGAUUACGAGCUCGCCUACGAUAAGAAGCCUGGCGGAAUCCUCAUCUUCCUUCCUGGUGUUGGCGAGAUUACACAGGCUUGCAGGGCACUACAAGCAAUUACCUCGCUGCAUGUGCUUCCCUUGCACGCGUCUCUUGAAACAAGAGAGCAGAAGCGCGUUUUUGCCAGUGCACCCCACGGCAAGCGCAAAGUCGUCGUGGCCACCAACGUGGCCGAAACGUCCAUCACCAUUGACGACAUUGUCGCCGUCAUUGACAGCGGCAAGGUCAAGGAAACCAGCUUCGACCCUGGGAACAACAUGCGCAAGCUGGAAGAGACGUGGGCGUCACGCGCCGCGUGCAAGCAGCGUCGCGGCCGCGCCGGUCGUGUGCAGGAGGGCAAGUGCUACAAGCUGUACACGCAGAACCUGGAGAACCAGAUGGCCGAGCGGCCGGAGCCCGAGAUCCGGCGCGUGCCGCUGGAGCAGCUGUGCCUGUCCGUACGGGCCAUGGGGAUGCGGGACGUGGCGCGCUUCCUGGGCCGCUCGCCGACGCCGCCCGAGGCGCUGGCCGUCGAGGGCGCCAUGAAGCUGCUGCGGCGGAUGGGCGCGCUCGACGGCGACGAGCUGACGGCCAUGGGCCAGCAGCUGGCCAUGCUGCCGGCGGACCUGCGCUGCGGCAAGCUGAUGGUGUUUGGCGCCAUCUUCGGCUGCCUGGACGACUGCGUGACGGUCGCGGCCAUCCUCAGCACCAGGAGCCCGUUCACGUCGCCGCAGGAGAAGCGCGAGGCGGCCAAGGAGGCGCGCAUGCGGUUCUUCGCGGGCGACGGCGACCUGCUGACGGACCUGGCCGCGUACGCGGAGUGGCGCGCCAUGAUGCGAGACCGCGUGCCGAUGAGGCAAGUGCGCGCGUUCUGCGAGGACAACUUCCUGUCGCACCUGACGCUGUCGGACAUUUCCAACACCAAGGCGCAGUACUACACGGCGCUGGCGGAGAUGGGCCUGGUGUCGCCCAGGGAAGCGGCGGCGGCGGAAGACGACAGCAUCGAGGCGGCCGCCGCGGGGGAUGCAGGGGCUGGUGGCAAGAGGAACUCGCAGCUGCUCCGGGCGCUGAUCGCAUCGGCGUUCACGCCACAGAUUGCGAGGAUCCAGUACCCGGACAAGAAGUUUGCGAGCUCCAUGUCGGGCGCGGUGGAGCUGGACCCGGAGGCGCGGUCGAUCAAAUACUUCAAUCAGGAGAACGGGCGGGUGUUUGUGCACCCGAGCAGCACAAUCUUUGACAGCCAGGGCUUCUCCGGGCACGCGGCGUACAUGGCGUACUUUUCCAUCAUUGCGACCUCCAAGGUGUUUAUCCGAGAUCUCUCGCCAUUCAACGUAUACACCCUGCUCAUGUUCUCCGGCCCGAUCGAGCUGGACACGCUGGGCCGCGGGCUGCUGGUGGACGGGUGGCUGCGGCUGCGCGGGUGGGCGCGUAUUGGCGUGCUGGUGGCGCGGCUACGAGGCAUGGUGGACGACUUGAUCGCGGAAAAGGUGGAAAAGCCGGGUCUAGACCUGCGCGGCAACGAGGUCAUCAAGUUGGUGACGAAGCUGAUUGAGCUGAAUGGGUUGGAUGCGUAA